AUGGCAGCGCUGCCAUUCCCCUGUCCUGUGCAUGUGGGUGUUGUGCCCACUGGAGGAGCACACGCUCAACUCCACAAGUACACUUGGGAGAGAAAUCUCACUAAGUUGGAGAAACUGCUGAAUAAGGGUGUUGACGUGAACUGUGUGAAUCACUUGGGUCAGACACCACUGUUCUGUGGCGCUCUGUCGGGACAAGCGAAGGUGACGGAGCUGCUCCUGCGUCACGGGGCCGACCCUAACCAUCGCUGUGAGGACUGGAGCACCCCGGUUCACGCGGGCGUGCUCUCCCGUAGCCCUUCAGUGGUAAACGGCUUGCUGGAUGCUGGGGGAGAUCUGAGACUCCACGAUAGCGAGGGCAGGACGCCCUUUGACUGGCUUAGGGCUGUGGAGCAGGAAGGCAGUGCCAGGAUGCAAGACUUCCUGGAGAGCCGCAUGUCCUCCAUGCAGCAGCUGUGUCUGGGCCCGGCCGCGACAACCCGCAGCCCGUCCCAUGCGUCUACCUCCAUCUCGUCACAGCCUGUGUCUCUGAUGGAGCGCAUGAAAGCACGGCCACUCAAUAAGUGGACAAACCACAAGAUGUCUGGUACAGUGGCCUACUGUUUAGGCUUUGGAAAGGUGUGCAUUACCAAGCCGGGCCAGGCGCUGGCUGUGCCAGCAUCUAUCCCACUGAUCAGAGACAGUGAUCUGACUCGGGCUGACGAUGAACUUCUGCUCUCCUUCUCCUGUGGCUCUUUGACCUGCAUGACUAAUCACAGCUGGAGAGGCUCCAGGGUGACAGUAAAAACAGCCAGGGACAGUCAGACAGCCAGUAUGGACCUGCUCCUCGUGGAACAAGACUACUGCAGCCAGCUGUUCCACCCACAGCUGCUGCAGCUGAUGGCGGUGAGUCUGUCCGAUGACCUCCAGAGGACCAGUUUGGUGUUUGAACCGGUCAACGUGGGCACGCUGCACAGCCUGCUGCACACCAGGCGUGCAGACUUUCCAGUGCUGCAGGACAGGUGGCUGCUGUCAGUGAUGUUGCAGGUGUCCGAGGGUCUGCAGUACAUCCACAGAGGUGGCCUGGUGAUGAGGGCCCUGUCCUCCCACAGUGUGGUCCUUACUAAGUUUGCAGUAGCCAAACUGACUGGUUUUGGCUUCAUGGUCCCCAGCAGUCAAAGUACAAGUGUCAAACUCCUCCCGCACAUAGACCUGCCCCCCAGCCUCCACAGAUGGGCCGCUCCAGAGGUCAUUAAACGGCGACCGUGCACGACACAGGCGGACAUCUACAGUCUGUGUGCUCUGAUCCAGGAAGUCUACACAGACUCUGAACCAUGGGGCACAGUGGACCUGCACGGGAUCAAACGGGCGAUGGAUGCAGGCGAGGCCCUGGUAGUAGACGGCAGCAUUCCACAGCCUUAUUAUGAUGUGGUCCUGAGAGGUCUGCAGCACCACCCACAGGACCGCACAUGCAGUCUGCAAGGCCUGUGCUACACCCUACAGCAGGAUAUCAAGAGGUUCUCCCUGGAGGAGCAGAUGACUGGUGGGCUGUGUGAACAAGAUCUGGGGUCCGAAGUCCAGGCCACAGCACAGCAUAGGCCCAUUGUGGGGGAACCAGUACAGAGCGCUACAGAACACAAUAUGCAAACAUUUGUCCAUAGGGCUGUCAGACUAGUCACAAGGCAGGCAGACACCAUGGCAGAAAGACACGUCCACCUGGACAAACAGCUGUACAGAGGAGCAAAGCCACAGCCGAGGAGAAAACGUACUGAGGGAGAACCCAUGUUCCACCAGGUGUACCCUUAUGCAGGCAUGCUUCCUCUGCUCGGUGAGUUUGACUCUGUCAGUUCUGAGGAAGAACCAGAGGCGGACAUAGACAGGGAGUUAGUGGAGCAGCUGGUUGGCCUGAAAAUAGCAACGGAUCAGCAGAUCAGCACCAUCGCAGUGAACCUCAAAGUGUCCCGGGAGCUGCUGCGGCAGGCCAGCAGGAGCCUGGACACAGUGGAAAAGCACCCUCAGGUGGACCACAGCACCUCCUUCGAGUGA
Cyclopterus lumpus (lumpfish) is the source of this 2022-nucleotide messenger RNA. Its product is annotated as inactive serine/threonine-protein kinase TEX14-like. Bases 1 to 2022 code for a protein of 673 amino acids. NCBI's taxonomy places the organism in Eukaryota, Metazoa, Chordata, Actinopteri, Perciformes, Cyclopteridae. Gene Ontology annotation, cellular component: intercellular bridge; midbody; kinetochore. The transcript has 14 exons. The record is from RefSeq and is a predicted model, not a curated record. Gene Ontology annotation, biological process: mitotic spindle assembly checkpoint signaling; mitotic sister chromatid separation; intercellular bridge organization. Gene Ontology annotation, molecular function: protein kinase activity; protein binding; ATP binding.